Messenger RNA from Rhopilema esculentum, 2670 nucleotides. NCBI's taxonomy places the organism in Eukaryota, Metazoa, Cnidaria, Scyphozoa, Rhizostomeae, Rhizostomatidae. The record is from RefSeq and is a predicted model, not a curated record.
CAACCGCUCGUGGUCGAGAGGCUGUCAUCCACUUUUACCUGUAUCAAAUGCAUUUAAGCUACUUCAACAUCUGUCGAUUGCUUUUAUUGCUGCAGCAAAUUUUAGUACUUCUUAAUUUCCGAGAAUUUCUUAAUUCUAAUUUCAUUGGUUUUACUAUUCGUGGUUUCAUAGGCACUUUUGCUAUGCUGAGAAAACUUACAAUUUCAUUUUUCAAUAUUUCAAUCGUUACACAAGAUGGUAGACUUUUGAAAUUGGCUGUGAAGAAUUUGAGAGACCUUCGAAGAAAUUUCAUUGUUUCCGACUGAAAUCAAAGUCUAAAUUUUUUUGAUGGAGUUCUGAAUGUUCUUGAUGAUUUUCUGACUGUUUCUUAUAGCAGGUUUUUCAUAAAACGAGUCUACUUUUAAAAGGAAAGAAGUGCCAUUAACAAAACUAUAUGCUUUGCUUUGGGAAAACCCCAUAAGAAAAUACACUAACAAUUCAUACUGGGCAGGAAUUUUCAUAGACAAUGCUAACUAUUCAACUAUUAAGGCGCGACAAAGAUCUGUAGCUUCAUUUAAAAGGAUUUAGGAGCUGUUAUCUGAAAAAGUGGUUCUCAAAGGUCAUUGUUCUGAUCAAGAUAGCUGCUAUUACGAAAGACUAAACAUUUGUAAAAAAUUGCUCAACAACGGUUACAAGAGAUUUAAAAAUAAAGAUCAAGGAUGCUGUUCAUUCAUUUUGUUUACGAUAUCAAUGUCUGCUUCAAAGUUAACAUUGAACAAAAUAUGUAAUAUCCGAUGCUGGCUGACGCGACAUAUUAUUUUGGUAUGGUUUUCUUGCGAACAAAUGAUUGCCAACUAGAAAGUGUCCCGCACUCAAAAUCUCACGGUCUAUCAGGAAAAUUUCUUGUUUUCUUGUGAAUCAGCCUCUCUUUUUGGUAAUCGCGUCAAAUACGAUACCAUGUGGACAAUAUACUGCAGGAAAUUGCUUUAUACGCAGUGCCCCGAGGCAGACGCGUUAAUGGGAGAUGGAUAAUGCAAAACCAAUUUAAGGUGCCUUGCCCAGGAAAGACCAUGACUAAAUGAAUAACAAAACAACCAGCGUUUUCUAUUAUUAAAAAUCAAACAAUAGCGCGAAAGUCUUCCUAGAGUGAUUAAAAUGUGUGAACUAGUAUGUUUACAAAUCUGUAUGACCAAACCCCCUGACACCUUUUGUUGGACCUUGGCAAAAACUGGCUGUUGAAAUGCUCCCUGUUAAACCAUAGUCUAUAGAAUUGGGACGGUCUGGAAACCUUUUGUCUUGAUAUAAGGAAGCCGCCUCGGAUGUUGAGGCAACUAGUUUCCAGGCCCUUCUCAAGAUCGAACGUGCACAAGGAUUUUGAGAAGUCGAAAAGAUGGAGUUGGAGAGUGAACUAAAUGAUUGCGAUAUAAUCUUGCAAUUGCUCGAUGAGAAUUUUUUUGCAGAUUCCGCUGAACUUCAAUUAGAUUUCGAGCGGGCAGUAGAUGAGGUUCAAGAGAACAUUGUGGAAUGCCCUGAGUGUCAAAAAGUCUAUAAAACGAAAGGGGGACUCAGAAGACAUCAAAAGGCAAAACAUCCUGAUCCUGGUCAUAAGCCUGAGUCUCCAGAACUUGACCUUACACAGGAUAUUUAUGAAAACUUGGUGAAUAAUGGGGCCAAAUCAUUAGCGUCUGACCUUUGUCUUCCUCCAGCAGAAAGGGCAGCAUUUUUGUCAUACACAUUCAAAGUAGAUAACUGUCAUGCAACAAAUGGACUUCACUUGGCUCAGAAUUUGUUCAAAGUUUUGGUACAUAAAGCAAAUGCUGCGAAGUUUUACAAGGUAUUUUAUGCCCAAUUUGUAGCUAAAGCAAAUUCAUACCUCCCAGAAUUGUCAGAGCAACAAGCAGUUUUCCUUGCAAUGAAAUUGGCAGACAGUCUACUUGUAGUACAGGAAGAGCAAAAACCCUCUGCAGACAUGGGAAUGCCUCAGGUUGAAAUAACGGAAAAAGAAAAGUUGGCAAUGCAGUAUCUAGGUGGAUAUGUGCUUUUUAACCUUAACAAGAAGUUUCAUCAUGCACGGGUUUAUUCUAAAUUAGAAAGCCAAAACUGCAUAAUGAUUCUUCAAGCUGGAAGAUAUCAGGAUGAUUCAUCUCAAAAGCUUAUUGAAUCUUUAAAUCGUGGUGGACUUUGGUACAUCAACAAUAUUGUACAACAGAUAUUACUUGCGACUGAGAUGGCAUUUAGAAGGCAUACAACAAACAUUAUUGCUACUAAAGAGAUAGACACUAAUAAAAUUAUUAAUACACUAGUGAAGGAGGUGGCUAUCAAAGCUCUCUAUGAAAACUGGGUUACUUUGUCAGAGGUAUCCAUUGAUGAAGCUGUGGCACAAGAUCUUUUGGAAAAAAUUUUGUCACUGUACAUUCGUGUUAGAGCUUUUUCUUGCACAAAGGACAUUGUAAAUAAAUAUAGAAAAAAGCAUAAGAAGGAUAAGGCAUUACGACGAGGAUUAAAAAAGGCAGAUGAGGCUGACAAUUAAGCAUUGAAAACUUCUUUUUAUAGAUACUCUUUCUGGUUACUUUUACUCUAAUAACUAAUUAUUUUAAUAACUGGACUUGACUAGAAAUAAACCUACAAUAGCAAGCAAGAGUUGAAAGUUAAAGAAAUUGUUUAGAAUAGUUCAAUCACACUUCAUCCAUU